GGAGAGGCGUGAUCAGACACAGAGAUGAACCCGAGCAUUCAGUGUGGAAAUAGACCCGCCUUCGUCUGAAAAUAACCGCGGCGCCCUGAAACAGGAAACUUGUGCGCUUCACCUCUUGCCAGGCUUCACCGAUGCGUUCAGUUGACAGUUGAGCAGGUUCCCAAAACAAAAUCCACAUCAGCGCCGCAACACCUCCAGCACUGGAAGGGAGUCGUUAGGAAGGAAAAAAACAAAAACAAAACAAAACAAAAAAACUUAAGACAGAUGACCUCUUUUUACGACGAGAAGGAUUUGGAGGAAGAGCUCAGUCGAGUCAACUGCCCCGAUGAGGAUUUGCAGUUUGAGUACUUGUUUGAAUAUGAACCACCUUGCAGCGACUUUGCUGCGGGAGAUCAAGAUGACCCCAACCUCGCACCUCACAAAAUCCUCAACCCUGAGUCCGAGCAGGCCUUCCCUCUGGAGCAGGUCUCCCCUUACGGCAUCAAGUCCUGCAGUCCCUCCUACAGUGACCACAACACUGAGGUUCUCUCAGGAUAUGAGAACCAGGAGGCCAGACACUACCUGGAUGGUACCCGGCCUUCAGGCUUGGCUCUGAGCCCGCGGAUCGAGAUCACCCCCUCCCGUGAGCACUACAACCAUGUUCGGGACUCCCUGCAGAACCACCACCUGAACAUUAGCCCCAGACCCACCCUCACUGUGCCGGGCCAUGAUAACCUGUCGUACCGUGAGCCUCAGUGCCUGAGUCCCGCCAGCAGCAACUCCUCCACCAGCUGGCACUCGGAGAGUUACUCCCCCUGGGCGUCUCCUUGUGUGUCCCCCAGCAGCGGCCAGAACCCCGGAGACCUGUGCCCCAGAUUACAGAACAUCCACACUGUCCCCCGCACCUCCCCCGGCACCUCCCCUCGCACCAGCCUAGCGGAGGACGGCUGCCUGGGAACCCGCUCGCCCUCCUCCAAACCUGGGUCCCGUUCCACUUCACCGCAGGGCAAACGCACCUACGACAUGUACAGGAAUCCAGGCCUGGUCCCAGUGCACCGCUCCCGCAGCCCCUCCCCUCACAGCGGCCAUGAAGAUCACAACAUAGGUGCCCACUAUACACACAGCAGCCUAGCCGAUGCCAUGAAUGGUUUUGGCAACGGGCAGCCAGGCCUGGUGCCCACUAAAAUAGUCAAGACCUCCAACCAGGUCUACACUCUGUACCCAGAGAACCACACGGAAGGGAACUACUUGGUGUCCUGCGACCAGGACUUAAAAACCAAACCUGCUGCAGAGCCUUUCUUUGUAAUGCCCCCAAUCUGGUCCAAGCCGCUGGUUUCCAGCAUCUGCAGCAUCCCUGUGGCUUCUCUCCCCCCGCUGGAAUGGCCGAUGCCCAGACGCACAGACCAGUAUGAACUCCACAUCGAGGUGCAGCCCAAACCACACCACAGAGCUCACUACGAGACAGAGGGAAGCAGGGGUGCAGUCAAAGCCCCCACAGGAGGACAUCCUGUUGUGCAGUUACAUGGCUACAGAGGCAAGGAGCCGCUGGGCCUGCAGAUCUUCAUUGGUACAGCAGACGAGCGCAUCCUCAAGCCCCACGCCUUUUAUCAAGUCCACCGCAUCACUGGUAAGACAGUUACAACUACCAGCUAUGAGAAGGUUAUCCACGGCACCAAAGUCCUUGAGAUCCCCCUGGAGCCAAAGAACAACAUGAGAGCAAUAAUCGACUGUGCUGGGAUCCUGAAGCUCAGGAACGCCGACAUCGAGCUGCGGAAGGGCGAGACGGACGUCGGUCGGAAAAACACCCGCGUUCGUCUUGUGUUUCGUGUGCACAUACCUCAGCCUGGAGGACAGCACGUCUCUCUCCAAGUGGCCUCGCAUCCUAUCGAGUGUUCCCAGCGUUCAGCACAUGAGCUUCCCAUGGUGGAGAAGCAGGACAUGGACAGCUGCUCCGUUCUGGGCGGCCAGCAGAUGAUCCUGACUGGGCAGAACUUCAGCUCCGAUUCCAAGGUCAUUUUUUUGGAGAAAACUCAGGAUGGGCAGCAAAUCUGGGAAAUGGAAGCAACAGUGGACAAAGACAAGAGCCAGCCUAGUAUGCUGUUUGUGGAGGUGCCGUCCUACCGAGACUCGUCCAUCUGCCAUUCUGUCAAAGUGAACUUCUACGUCAUUAAUGGCAAGAGGAAGCGCAGCCAGCCUCAGCAUUUUUCCUACACACCACUGUCAUCUCCAUCCAUCAAGACAGAGCCCAUAGAUGAAUAUGAACCAGACCACAUGGGUUUCACCGUGCCUCAGAUCUUGGGCUUGUCCCCCCACUCCUACUACCAUAACCCUCGCAACGUCCUCCAUCCAGACAACGGCCUGGUCUCCAGCAUGGCCUCCUGCCAGCGUCUCAGCUCCAGCCUUCCAAACCAAGACGCACGUUUCCAGCAGCAGAGCCCGGCCAUCGUCUACUCCCGCGGGGGCAAGAGUCUGAGCGGCAGCCCCGGCCUUUACCAGCAGACCGGAGGGUUGAUGCCUGACUCCCACCGGUCGGUCCUGGUCCACACAGGCUCCCCGGCUCAGGCUGUAGGUCCCAUCGGUGCGGGCCAGCACCCUUCUAUCAUCCAGUUCUCCCCCACCAACCACCACCUACUUCGGGGAGGUGACCCUCAGCCUCUCACGGCCCCGCAGCCCGACAGCCAACAGAUCAUCUACUGCGAUAGCUACUCCCCACAGGCAGCCGCCGCCCACUCUCCCACAUCCCCCCAGGAUCAGACAGCGGUGACCCACCCUCAGCACUACCCCACCGUCAUACAGCAGCAGACGUACGUGCAGAAGGGGCAGCAGAAAGGCCGGGCUCCACCUGGCACGGAGGAGAUGGAGGCUCCAGGAGAAGGACAGAGGAGGGUGACGGUCAAGGAGGAGAACUUGGACCAGGCCUACCUAGAUGAUGUGAAUGAGAUCAUAAGAAAGGAUCUGACCGGCGUCCAGGCCAGAGGGCAGACAUAGAGGACGGACCCGAGCAGGAAAUUACAACAUACCCCCCUCCGCACCCUCCGACACACACACACACACACACAAAGACAUGGUCUUCAACCUACCAGGAGGUGACGCACAUCCACCAACAAUCCGACCUUCUCUUCCUCAUUUUCUUUUGCCAUAGAGAAAGAAAUAUAAGCUCCCGGCUGCUGUGUUUGCUUUGGAUGUUUUCCUACAAUAAACCGUUUCAUUUGGCAAACAGAAGAAUUCAUAAAGUCUGCCACAGACACCUAACAGGUUUCCAACAGCCGAAACUACAGGCAAAUGUGCCUUGUUUUUUAUAUUUCAUUAUCUGUUGAAGUUUGGAUGCAGUUUGUUUUACAGAGGAAUAGAGAUAAAAUGAAAUAAAGCUUUAGCCAUACUGUUCAGGUAAUGAACUCCCACCUGUUUGCCUCAAUACUAGUUACUGAUAGUUAUGUAGCAGUUUAAAAUUUGUGGAUUUUCUUUUUCAAGUAAAUUGAUUGGUCAAUAGCUUGAUUUCGUACCAAAGAUUCAGCCCAAAUAUUAAA
Messenger RNA from Anoplopoma fimbria (sablefish), 3506 nucleotides. It is a transcript of the gene nfatc2a, whose product is annotated as nuclear factor of activated T cells 2a. Gene Ontology annotation, biological process: calcineurin-NFAT signaling cascade; regulation of transcription by RNA polymerase II; cytokine production. Lineage: Eukaryota; Metazoa; Chordata; Actinopteri; Perciformes; Anoplopomatidae. Gene Ontology annotation, cellular component: transcription regulator complex. The record is from RefSeq and is a predicted model, not a curated record. Gene Ontology annotation, molecular function: transcription factor binding; DNA-binding transcription factor activity, RNA polymerase II-specific; RNA polymerase II cis-regulatory region sequence-specific DNA binding.